Messenger RNA from Dicrocoelium dendriticum, 603 nucleotides. NCBI's taxonomy places the organism in Eukaryota, Metazoa, Platyhelminthes, Trematoda, Plagiorchiida, Dicrocoeliidae. The record is from the annotation of a GenBank genome assembly.
AUGUGGGAUUCGGAGUGUGAAGAAUUGCUGAGGGGGGGUGGGGGGGGGGGGGGGGGGGGGGGGGGGGGGGGGGGGGGGGGGGGGGGGGGGGGGGGGGGGGGGGGGGGGGGGGGGGGGGGGGGGGGGGGGGGGGGGGGGGGGGGGGGGGGGGGGGGGGGGGGGGGGGGGGGGGGGGGGGGGGGGGGGGGGGGGUGGGGGGGGGGGGGGGGGGGGGGGGGGGGGGGGGGGGGGGGGGGGGGGGGGGGGGGGGGGGGGGGGGGGGGGGGGGGGGGGGGGGGGGGGGGGGGGGGGGGGGGGGGGGGGGGGGGGGGGGGGGGGGGGGGGGGGGGGGGGGGGGGGGGGGGGGGGGGGGGGGGGGGGGGGGGGGGGGGGGGGGGGGGGGGGGGGGGGGGGUGGGGGGGGGGGGGGGGGGGGGGGGGGGGGGGGGGGGGGGGGGGGGGGGGGGUGGGGGGGGGGGGGGUGGGGGGGGGGGGGGGGGGGGGGGGGUGGGGGUGGGGGGUGGGGGGGGGGGGUGGUGGGGGGGGGGGGGGGGGGGGGGGGGGGGGGGGGGGGUGGGGGGGGGGGGGGAUAGGGGAAGAUGAUGUUGGGAAUGUGGGGAUAUGA